GCGGAUCGCUCGCAGAUUGAUUGCAGAUUGCUUGCAGGUUGAGUUCAGAUUGACUGUCAGAUGGAUUGCAGGUCAAUCGCAGGCAACAAUGAUGGGUAUGGAAGCUGCAGUUAGAAAACUUCAGAAGUCACUGAAGCACGAUGGCGAAUCGUACUAUGUUCUAGUUGAUGGAAAUCGAGUUCCGAAGAGCCUUCCCAGCGAUAAGGCAGAGCCUGUUGUGAAGGCAGACUGGCUGGCACACAGGGAAGAGGAGAAGAAGGUCUACUGGGUCAUGGCCAUGAGAUUCCCGAUUGAUGCUUCAAUGUAUAUCAGAUCGGGCAUCGAAAUGGUCAUGGGGAAAAUAACUAAGGACUACGACAUAAUCAAUGACCCUAUAGACCCUAACCUCGGUAACAUCAAGUUCGGGUUACACCCCAAUGCUGAAGAAAAAUUUGUCCGCUCAUUGAAAGUGUUCACGGCCAAAGGAUACUUGACAGGGGAUCUUGUCAACAGCAACACCCCUUGGUGUUCUGGUUGUAAACGGUACAUCAGGCUGGAAGGCGACUGUUUGUGUGAAGACGAUGCUGAAGGUCUGGACAAGGCUGCAGAAGGUGCUGACUUCCCAUCUGGUCCCACUCCCAUGGAGCAUGUGGGACGUCCAGAGAAAGGGAAACAGCACACCUCAGCCCCUCCCUCCAAGUCUUCCUCUUCACAACAACAGCUCAAACCUGGCACUAAUCCCAAGCAUUCGGCAGACAAAGGCUCAUAUGGCAGAUCAGUUCAAUGGCUUAACCCGCAGUUACUUACCUCCUCAGCAGGCGCGAAACCGCAGGGUAAGAAGACUGGUAAUUACUCAAGGAAACAAGGUGAGCACGCUUCAUCCAACCUGGGUCUUCCCAACCAGUCCAAACCAGUAUCUCAGGGCCCCUCGUGGCUCCUGAAAAUUCCCACCAUCCCCGCUAGCAGCCAAGCAGCAUGCCCUCUCCCACCGAAGGGGCAUGGUCAAGCCAGUGCUGGAACAGUUCAAUCUGGAACGACUCGGCAGCUUGAUCCCAAUGACAGAUCCGGACAAGGGAGGAACGUCCCUCUUGCUGCAGGCGGAGCACUGACUGAUGGAAUGGACCUGGAUAGAUUCCUCAGAACCGGCUUUCCUAAAAGGUCGAGGCAGGAGGAAUCUGAGGAGGAUCGAAUGGAUGCCCCCGCUCGAGGGGAAGAGGGGAAGAGGAAUCAACAGUCAGGGGCACAUAUUGCAGUCCCUGUGCUGUUGAAGACUACCAACCAGGGACCGUACAUGCUCCUCCUUACAAAUCAGCAAGGUUCGAAUUUUUACUGGGCCCCGCUUAGUUGGUUCAAGGAAUCCAAUGAGAAGGAAAGAUUGAUCCCCGAAAUUGGGGAUGGGAUCAGAGUUACGGCGGACUGGAAGCCAGAAGAGUACCUAAGAAGGAAGCUCAGAGGACUCCACAAUGUCGGCACUCAUCGGUCAUUGCUGAUUGAAGCCAUCCCGGACUCCUGGAAGGAUAAGCUCUCCUCUGCGGCACAUGGAGAAGUCGGGUCCAGGUGGAGGGACCAGGACAACCCCAGCAUCUUCUACCAAGUUCUGAACACCAGCAGUGACAACUCAGCGGAGGUUUCCGUAUGGAGGCAAAGGAACAGCCUUUUGUACCGCAGUAAUACGGAUAGUGAGCACAUCUCACUGUCGAGUCAUCAGGAAGUGAGAGUUUCACAGACUACCAACAAACAAGGAAGACAGGUCACAAUGCCGCUCAAAGGCGGUUCUCCAUUCAGGGAUUGGAAACUGGAUGAGGUCAAGGAUUCCCAAGGGAAGCCGAGGACACUAACAGCAAGGGAUACCAGAUGGGGGAAUUGGUUGGAGCACAGGGUCUGGCAGAUCAAGCACUUACGGUCCCAAAAUGACAAUAGAUGGAAGACGGGGAGGGAACUGAGAGCCACGAUGAAAGGUUGCCAUAAGCUCACGGAGAAUCUAAACGACGUUCUAAUCUCCAUUCUGCAGGAAUGGACGCAGUUGUUGAGAGGGCUGUGCAAAUGGGAGUGGGGUGAUUGGGCGACCUGGCACAUAAGUGCAGUUCCAAAGCAGGCCUUCAGGGUGCAGCAGGAAGUGGGCCCCGAUAAACAGUGGCUGGAUGCAGAGAUGUUCGUAAUUCGUAAUCCGGGAAUCAUUGUGAGUCACCUGGAUAAGGAAUCCAAGACGGCAAUCACAGUUAAGAAGUGCCUGCUCAGGAAGAUCAGGGUGGUAGAGGAUGACGAAUUUACAGUAUUUGCACCCACGGUAGCCAUCGAAGAUUUGGAGUACGACACGGCGGAAUGGGCAUGGAAUAUUAGGGGUGGAGAGACACGAGUGGCAACGAGGAUCAACAUUCUCCGCUAUACAACGAGAAUGGGUUAUAGGCUGAGGAGAAGAUUGACCCAACUGGAUCUUCCCCUAGCCUUAAGAUGGGAAAAGAGGGAGGGGAUACCAAGAGACCAGGGUGAUGGAAAAUGCCAUGUCAUCGCAGCAGCAUCAAUAAUCGCCAAAGUCACAAGGGACCGGAUGAUGGCUGAAUUUGAUAGAAAGUGGCCGGAGUACGGAUUUAAAGCACACAAGGGCUAUGGAACAGCUGCGCACAUGGCAGCGAUAAAGACGCACGGGCCAUGCGAGAUCCAUCGCCGGACAUUCGCUCCCAUCAAUAAGUAUGUGUGAUUUCGGCGGGAGGAACUGUGGCAGCGGCUUUGUCCGCACAUCCUUCGGUGUGGCUGUCAUUGGAUAUU
Messenger RNA from Chara braunii, 2745 nucleotides. The record is from the annotation of a GenBank genome assembly. NCBI's taxonomy places the organism in Eukaryota, Viridiplantae, Streptophyta, Charophyceae, Charales, Characeae.